AUGUUUCUAAGAAGCGUCGCGAAGCAAUCGAUCAGAACCAUGUCCUCUUUGACUCCAGUUGCCACCAAGCUGUCGCCACCCGCUGCGGCGUCUUACUCGCAAGCCAUGAAAGUCAACAACAUGAUCUUUGUGUCUGGCCAAAUCCCUUACACUGCUGAAAACAAGCCUGUGGAGGGCUCUAUUGCCGACAAGGCCGAGCAAGUGAUCCAGAACGUCAGCAACAUUUUGAAGGAGGCCAACUCGGGCUUAAACAAGGUCGUCAAGGUCAACGUUUUCUUGGCCGACAUUAAGGACUUUGCCGAGUUCAACGUUGUGUACGCCAAGUACUUCCACGAGCACAAGCCUGCCAGAUCCUGUGUUGCGGUUGCUGCCUUGCCAUUGAACGUUGACUUGGAAAUGGAGGUCAUUGCCGUGGAGAAGGACUAA
Molecule: messenger RNA, 426 nt
Organism: Lachancea meyersii CBS 8951
Lineage: Eukaryota; Fungi; Ascomycota; Saccharomycetes; Saccharomycetales; Saccharomycetaceae
Source: the annotation of a GenBank genome assembly